UAUUAUUGUUGCUGCUUUGCUUUUUGAGUGUUUCUUUGAUCCUAAGUUACUAAUUCUGACUCCAAUUAUAAAUCUUAAUGAGUUCCCCUACGGAAUUAAAAAAAACGAUAGCUAUCGUAUUUGUAGAUUGAUUCGAUAUUGCCAUUACGCGCAUGGCCGUUGUCUUUGUAUUCUUCAGAUUUAUAUUACCUGGAUAAUUUACAACUACAUGGCUCGGAUACUAUGGGUCUUCGUCUUCGUUAGUUGUGGUAUAAGUAGCAAGGAUCUUGCGCAGUAGUUGUAUUCCAUUCCUGGACCCUUGUCACUUCAUUUAUUUGAGGACUCAGGAUCAUAGCAUCGUAGAGUCUGGGGGCUCGUAUGCUCGCCAGUGCUAAACUCCAUGGAAUGGAAUCUAACUGCGCACGAUCCUCGCUACUCAGUCAUACCACAAAUAACGAAGACGAAGAUCCAUGAUUAUGUUGUUGUAAACGUUACCAAGAACCUGUAGAAGGGGAACCUUUCCCCAGAUCAUGAGUUAGUGUUUCCGAGGACAACAAUUCAAAGGAGCCGUCCUGUCGGUAUGAACUGUUGCUCAAGGACAUCAGCGUCAGAAAGUUCAGGACUACAGGCGAUAGACAUGACAUGACCGUCAGAGACAUGACAUGGUGAUGCUGAUGCUUCCGCUUCUCAG
Molecule: messenger RNA, 670 nt
Organism: Amoebophrya sp. A25
Lineage: Eukaryota; Dinophyceae; Syndiniales; Amoebophryaceae
Source: the annotation of a GenBank genome assembly